Molecule: messenger RNA, 2836 nt
Organism: Westerdykella ornata
Lineage: Eukaryota; Fungi; Ascomycota; Dothideomycetes; Pleosporales; Sporormiaceae
Exons: 2
Coding region: 198-2639 (813 amino acids)
Cellular component (GO): cytoplasm
Molecular function (GO): protein kinase binding
Source: RefSeq, a predicted model, not a curated record
ACCACACACGCACGCCCUCCCACUCUCACUCUCGCCCUACCCGGCAGGGCACCCACCUUGCGAAGGAGCAACUGACUCCCACCGCAUCGUCUUCCUUCGAACCUUGGUCUUCGUGGCCUUUUCUCGGCCUCUCCUCCACGUACAAGUUCGCUCCGCAACCCUACACCUAUAUGCACUUGUUUGCUAUACAUUGAAUCAUGGACACAGAGGAUGGAGAGGUUUUCAUAAAGAGCCUCGCAUACUUUGUACGAACGCAUGAGAAAGCCCUCGCAAACGCCUUGCAAUUGCAGCGCCAGACUCCCAAACAUGGACAAGGGACCGCACCCUCGCAGUCAUCGCCCACGUCUACCAAUGCAACCUCGUCUUCCAGCUCCAGCGUCUGGGCCUCGGCCUUAUCGCUUCCGUCCUUGAAAUUCACCUCAACAACCUUGAAGCCUGCGAAACUGACCCUGACCCCGCAUCACCUCUUCUACUUGCUUUCUCGUUUCGAGGAACUGGGCAUCGAGGUUGGUCCUAUGAAUGUGCGCUUGGAGAAUAUUCACACGGACGCUCAUCCCGCAAACUAUGUGUCUUUUCUCAGCAGUGCACAGCGGAACAAGUCGAGGUCGUCGGAUCGGGACUCGAUGCAUUCGGUUUCCAGCAUCCGCAGUGUCAUGUCCAGCAUGUCUUCUCUCUGGUCGUCUCUCCGUCUCUCGUCCAACAGCGCGGCCAAGGCGGAGAAACAGAAGGCUGCCAUUCAGGAAGAUUUGAAAUACCUCUUCUCCGCCUUCACCAAGAUUCCGUGCUUGAGGCUGGCGCCGGACCACAGGGCCAAGCUCAUUGCUGGAUACGAAGAGUUUCCAUUCGACAGUGCCGUGCCUCUGUUCGCCUUCAAGAACGUCACGGCCCUGGAAAUCUACGAUGUCGACUUCCGCCAGUUCUACGGCUGGGAUCGAUUGGCCGAGAACCUGCGGAGCCUCACCGUGAAACGUGCAGGGGUCGACGAUCCCGCCGACCUUCUCAUACAUAUAGUCCUGGACGACAUGGACAAGCGACGAAGGCGCUCAGCCAAGGUCCCUCCGUCCCCGUCAGUGCCGUAUCCUUCUGGAAGUCCGACUCCCCGGCACGCACAGUUGGCUCGUUCCCAGUCUCCGCCCACGUCGCCUGGCGCCGUGGAUAAACAGUCUGGGAGUCCAAACUCCAAGGCAGGUCCGCGACGUCAGCGAAGCACGUCGCCCAUACGACCGCACAGCUCGCGGCAUGGCUCAGUUCAGGGAUACGGGAAGAACAGUGCGCCUAACCUGAGGCGCUCGUCUGGAAGCUCAUCCUCGAGUAUCCGAUCGGCGACACCCAGGGGUAGCUCGCCCAAUCUCCUCUCGCUCGGAUGGUUCCCUUCCACCAAAUGGCGCUUCCUUCGACACCUCAGUCUAGCUGACAAUGCGUUAACCAAUAUUUCAGCCACCAGUCUGGCUCCCCUGGCGAACACGCUGCAAUCUCUAGAUCUGUCAUCGAACCUUUUCGUUGAGAUCCCGGACAGCCUAGCAACGUUGUCGUGCCUUCGUGCCCUCAAUCUCUCCAACUGCAUGAUAGCCAGCCUCCACUCCCUGACCCGCAACCCUCUACCCGCUAUCACUACACUUAAUCUUCGCUCUAACCGGCUUACCUCGCUUGCCGGCAUCGAGCGGAUACCCACGUUGGAACGCGUGGAUGUUAGAGACAACAAGUUGAUGGAUCCUACCGAGAUCGCCAGACUAACGGGUGUGCCUGACUCUCUGAGAGAAGUCUACGUGAAUCGCAACCCUUUCUGCAAAGCAUACCCGAAUUAUAGGGUCACCAUCUUCAACUUGUUCCGAAAGACGCCGGGAUACACCGAGGAUAUUAUCAUAGAUACCGAAGGCCCGCGAAGCAGCGAACGCAAACAGCUGGUCGAUCGAGCGCCUGAGCUGCCUAACCCUCCCGUGAUGAAGCCUCCUCCUGAGGAAGAAGCACCCGCACCUUACGUUCCACCCAAGGUGAUCAUUCCCAUUGACAAUACAGCACCUGCUAUCAACACCCCUCGAAGGAUGGCUUCGCACCAUCGAUCAAAGAGUGGAUUUGCCGGCUCACACAAGAAGAAGAAACCAGCCAAGAGGAGGGUUGUGGAGCUCUCUCAGAGGGAUAGUUUCCAGAGUGACCCGGAGCCUGCGCUCCCAUCUACGGAGAAUCCCCUUGCAACCGUCUCACAUGCAGCUGUAGCUCCUCCCACCUCCGAGCCCGCAGCUCAAGUGAGAUGUGAAACAACGCCUCUUGUCGACGAGUCGAGAACCGCCAUAGGCGCUAGUCACUCCAGUCAAUGUGCUCCGGUCGAAGAGCCUUUCGCCGAAUUGCCAGCACGGCCCACAAAGCAGGAGCGGCCGCCGAUAGACAAGAGCUCGCCCCAGCCGCCAACUCACGCUGCUGGUGCUGAAUUGGACGUGGGCAGCGACCUGUACAAGAAGAAGAUCGAGGCCCUACGGCAAGACCUCGGGCCAAACUGGUUGAGCGCUCUGGGGGACGACGGUUGGGAUAACCCUACCGUGACACCUUUCCACGAAGGGACAUACACAUCGCCGGGCAUGACACCUGGCCUGCACCGUACACCAAGCCAAGGCAUUGUGUCAGGCGGUCGAACUCUCGGUUGACACUCUUCCCACCAAAAGCUUGAUUUGAUCUUGCCACGCCAGUUAUCCGAAUGAAGGAGCGUACGGUUCCUCGUAAUGCUCAUUUUGCGAUACCCCAAAGUUGAUCUUUGUAUCUUCUGUUCUCGUUUUCGUCCUUGAUAUUCGGUCGAACUUCCGCUCGCCGGCAGUUUUUCCGUAUCAGCGUCUUCUUUUCUUCA